GCAGCUCAGUUGAAGGCUGCUGGAGCAGGGGAGAAGGUGGGAUCACUUGAAAGCAAUCACAGCUCUUGCCCCUGGUGAGGGUAGCAGUGAUUCCUCUGCCUGUUGAGGGCAGGUGGGCCUUAGAACAUAGUAGCACGAAAGAAUUGCAUCUGGCAGCCUGAUAUGGUAGGUAGGAACUGACACUUCAACACGCAUCCUGUGGUGUUCUGUAGGCGCUAUAAAGAUAUAUGUCAGGUGCUAUGUAGGUGCUGUAGGUGCCAUAAAGAUAUAAAGAUAGAUCAUCUGGCUAUGAUUGAACGUGCCUUAUGUUGCAGGGUCUGAUUGACUGUAAACUCUGAUCUCUCACUUUGCUUGUCUGAGGGUCCUCCAGGAAACUCAGUUGCUUCUGAGCCUGCUGUGUUUAGUUGGAAACCCAGAUGCUAGGACACGUUGUUGAAGGUUAGAUGUUCCACCCACAUAACUGCACGGCAUCACUUGGAUUCUGCUGCUACCUGUUGCACUGAGAGGUUUGUUUGCUCUAUGAGGGCCCCUGAAGGUUGUCGCUAAAUAAACCUGUAGUAUUGAUUUGUCCAUGUUCAGAGUCGGUGAAGAGUAUCUACUGCUUCAGGACAGAGAAGACUUAAUUAAGGGAAGAUUAUUGGCCUAAGAUAUCGCCUCUGUAUAGACCUUGCUUUCGAGAGCAGUGGAACACUACGAUGGAUGCCUGGGAGGUUGGCCAGCCUCCCGUGCUAAUGGAGGUCUCCUGAAGCUCUCUCAGCUAAUGUCUGUCAGUGCUGAUAAAUCACAGCUGAUCCUGCCUUGGGGUGAAGGACAGGCAGGAUGGUUUCCCACAGUCCCAUUGUUCCUCUGCUGGUGGUUUAACAGCUCUUCUGCCUUUCCUUAUGCUCAGUCAUUGGGAGGCACUUGGAUGUGACGCCCUACAAUCAAGUUGCUCUGUGAGGGAAAGCUGACGAUGUUGGGAAGAUACAACUGUUGAUUCCACGGGUGUGAGAGAAUUCAGGACAGAAGCAGAGAUCCCAGUCAUGACAAGAGGCAGAUGUUGCUUUUGAAGCAAUAAUGUGGUAAAUACAGGAUGGUCACUGGAACCAGGAGAUGUGACAGAAGGGAUCAGCUGAGAGUAGCUACGGUUUCCUCACUGCAGUGCUUAUGGUGGCCUUGCUCUAUACAUACCUAGGCUUCAGGGUCUGUUCCUAAGCUGCUCUCAAGAAGAACAGAGAACAAAAGCACUCAGCAGUGUGUGGGUUGUUUCAUUGACAUUUAUGCCAAGUCACACGCUGUUGGUGGUGUGCAUGAGCUCCUCCAUCUCAGCCUUUGGGACCUGGGAAGCCAUUGUCAUCUCUUAGAGUCCAAGCAGGCAGCUCCUCAUUAUGCUGGUGUGGGACUGAAGCACCCCACUGCUUUCCCAGCACGUACACAGAAGCUCAGGUUAUGAGAUGAGGCGAUACAUGCCCAUGUCCCAGUCUCAGCCAUGACACUGAGCAACCACAGUCUUGCAAGGUAUGCAGAAAACUCAGUAGUAGCUGGUAGUGUAAAAGCUCUCUCAUGUGCUUCUUCCCAGGCAGAUAAACCUGAGUUUGCUAUCGUGGAUGUUUCCUUUCAUCUGGCUGAAAUUUCCACCUGCUCUGUCUCAAUUGGAGGUUGGCAUUCAGAAGAAACCUGUAAAGCAAAGGAAAAAAGUUCAUCUGGACCCCACAGACUGAGUCGACUGCGUGAUAUAUGGUCCAGUUGCACGAAGGAGGCUGUCUGCUUGUAGCCAAACCCCGCGCUGCUCUGUUAACCACAUCUGCUGAAACAGCUUUGAGUGUCAGCUGGCAAUGCCUGCAUUUUGUCAAAGAAAACAUUUAAGGAAGUUCCCUUGCGGAAGUGCACUGAACAGCGUGCUUUGCAAGCAGAGCUCUGAGGAGCAGAUCCCUCCCAGAGGGACACUGUGUGUGUGCAUGUGUGCCCACACGGCUGGUUGCAGGCUUUCCCUCCAGGUGACCUGGUGCCUGUUUUGGAGAGCUGUUAAUUUACAAUGCAGAUUCAUCUGUUGUCGCCUGCCUGUUGUUGCCUCUCCUGAAUUUGACUGGGAUGUAAGAGGCUGUUUGCUCUCUGAUGCCAACGGUGGUGAUGGCAGAGAGCCCUGCCAUGUGAGAGGCAGAGAUAGAGGAGAGGGGACGAAGGAGGAGUAAACUGUGCAACUCCUAUUGCUUCUGGUUGUCCGGGGAGCAGAUCUACGGGACCAUGUCAAUGCUCACCCCUGUCCUGCAGCCCCCAGAGGUGAAGGAGUAUCUGUCCAAGGGCGAGCGCUUCAUCAAAUGGGACGAUGAAACAGCAAGUGCUUCUCCUGUGAUUCUUCGAGUGGAUCCAAAGGGCUUUUAUUUAUACUGGACGUAUCAGAACAAGGAGAUGGAAAUUCUGGAUAUAACCAGCAUCCGAGAUACCCGAGUAGGGCGAUUUGCCAGAAUCCCCAAGUGCCAGAAGCUCCGUGAGGUUUUUAACUUGGAUUACCCUCACAGCACCUUUCUGCUGAAAACUCUGACGAUUGUAUCUGGCCCUGACAUGGUGGACCUCACUUUCCAUAACUUUGUGUCCUACAAGGAGAAUGUUGGCAAGAGCUGGGCUGAGGAUAUUAUGGCCAUUGUUCAGAAUCCCCUCACAUACAACGCUUCUCGGUACACCUUCCUAGAGAAAAUCCUGGUGAAGCUGAAGAUGCAACUGAAUGCAGAGGGAAAGAUUCCUGUCAGGAAUAUUUUUCAGAUGUUUCCUGCAGACAGGAAGAGGGUGGAAGCAGCAUUAAGUGCUUGUCAUCUUCCAAAAGGCAAGAAUGAUGCCAUCAACCCAGAGGACUUCCCUGAGACUGUGUAUAAAACUUUCCUCAUGAAUCUGUGUCCACGGCCUGAGAUUGAUGAGAUAUUUACUUCACACCAUUUCAAAGCAAAGCCCUACAUGACCAAAGAACACUUGGCAAAGUUUAUCAACAAGAAGCAGCGAGACUCUCGCCUCAACGACAUCCUUUUCCCACCAGCAAAACCUGAGCAGGUGCAGAGCCUGAUAGAGAAAUAUGAGCCCAGCGUCAUUAACAUCCAGAGAGGGCAGUUGUCUCCAGAGGGAAUGGUCUGGUUUCUCUGCGGCCCUGAGAACAACGUGAUAGCACUGGACAAAUUGAUGCUGUAUCAGGACAUGACACAGCCACUCUCACACUACUUCAUCAAUUCAUCCCACAACACUUAUUUAACAGCUGGCCAGUUUUCUGGUGUCUCAUCUCCUGAAAUGUACCGUCAGACGCUGCUGGCUGGGUGUCGCUGUGUGGAGCUGGAUUGCUGGAAGGGCCGUCCCCCAGACGAGGAGCCCAUCAUCACUCACGGGUUCACCAUGACAACUGAAAUCCUCUUCAAGGACGCCAUUGAGGCCAUUGCAGAAAGUGCUUUCAAAACAUCUCUUUACCCUGUCAUCCUCUCGUUUGAGAACCACGUGGACUCGCCUAAGCAGCAGGCAAAGAUGGCUGAGUACUGCCGAACCAUAUUUGGAGAUAUGCUGCUGACAGAGCCUCUGGAGAAAUACCCACUGAAGCCAGGAGUUCCUCUGCCAAGUCCUAAGGAUCUCUUAGGGAAAAUCUUAAUUAAGAACAAAAAGAAACAGUCUGUAUCUGAGAAGAGGCAGAAUUCUAUGAAGAAGGGGAAGAAUGUGGAAACAGAAAUCAUGGAGCAGCCAGCUUUUAUGGAUGCUGAAGAUACUGUCUGGGCAGGUGAUGUGGCUGAAGAGGAACCAGAGGAAGAGGAUGAUCAGCUUGGAAACCUGGAUGAAGAGGAAAUAAAGAAGAUGCAGUCAGAUGAGGGCACUGCUGGUUUGGAAGUGACGGCGUAUGAGGAAAUGUCCAGCCUUGUUAAUUACAUACAGCCCAUCAAAUUUGACUCCUUUGAAGUCUCUGCCCAGAAGAACCGGAGUUACGUCAUCUCUUCCUUCACUGAACUGAAGGCUUACGAUCUGCUGACCAAGUUCCCUGUGCAGUUUGUAGAAUACAACAAGCGCCAGAUGAGCCGGAUUUACCCCAAAGGCACCCGGAUGGACUCCUCCAAUUACAUGCCCCAGAUGUUCUGGAACGUUGGCUGUCAGAUGGUGGCACUGAACUUCCAGACCAUGGAUGUCCCCAUGCAGCAGAACAUGGCUCUGUUUGAGUUCAAUGGCCAGUGUGGCUACCUGCUCAAGCACGAAUUCAUGCGGCGUCCAGACAAGCAGUUUGACCCUUUCUCAGUGGAGCGCAUUGAUGUGGUGGUGGCAAGCACCCUGACUGUCACGAUACUUUCUGGUCAAUUCCUCUCAGACCGCAGUGUGAAGACGUAUGUGGAAGUGGAGCUGUUUGGGCUGCCAAGGGACACGAAGCGCAAAUACAGAACCAAAGUGACCUCCACUGCCAACUCCAUAAACCCUGUUUGGAAAGAAGAACCUUUUGUUUUUGAAAAGAUCAUGAUGCCUGAGCUGGCAUCACUCAAAAUCGUGGCCUUUGAGGAAGGAGGAAAGUUCAUUGGUCAUCGUAUCAUUCCCAUUAUUGCAGUACACUCAGGCUAUCACCACGUUUGUCUCCGCAGUGAAAGUAACAUGCCACUCACCAUGCCCUCUCUAUUUGUGUACCUGGAAGUAAAGGAUUACGUCCCUGAUGCUUGGGCAGAUCUGACUAUUGCUCUCUCCAACCCAAUUAAGUUCUUCAGUCUGCAAGAAAAGCGAUCAGUUAGUCUAAAAGAUGGCUCGGAGGUGGAGAGGCCUGACAUGCAGAGGAACUUCUCAUUCCCUGAAAAUAAUGGGAUACCUGAGUCUGCCAGGAAAUUCAGCACCCCUUUUGCCAAUGGGCCUGCAGGAGCAGCAGCUCUUGUCAAGGAUGGAAACAUGAAGGAAGUGACACAGCUUGCAGAGCCUCAGACAGCCAGCCUUGCAGAGCUGCAGCAGAUGAAGCUGUUCCUGAAGCUGUUGAAGAAGCAGGAGAAAGAGCUGAAGGAGCUGGAGCGGAAGGGAAGUAAAAGGAGAGAAGAGUUGCUGCAGAAAUAUUCUGUUCUCUUUUUGGACCCUGUCUGCCCCGGAGGCAAGAAAAGAUCCACGCACUCCAGGAAAACCCAGAAGAAAAGGAGUCUGACAACAGGUGAUGUCGGUACCUGUGUGCAACCUGUAGAAAUGGCAGAAAGCAUGGAUAGCAGAGUUUUGGAACUGAAAGAAAGGCUGGAGAUAGAGCUUAUCCGCCUGGGGGAAGAAUACCACAGUGGAAUUCGAAGAAGGAAAGAGCAGCAUGCCACAGAGCAAACAGCCAAGAUAACAGAGCUGGCCAGGGAGAAGCAGACAGCUGAGCUGAAGGCACUGAAGGAGUCAUCAGAAAGCAACAUUAAAGACAUUAAGAAGAAGCUGGAGGCGAAACGAUUAGACCGAAUCCAAGUCAUGAUGAGGAGUACUAGUGACAAGGCUGCUCAAGAGAGGUUGAAGAAAGAAAUUAAUAGCUCUCACAUCCAGGAAGUGGUCCAAACAAUCAAACUGCUGACAGAAAAGACAGCCCGGUAUCAGCAGAAGCUGGAAGAGAAGCAGGCAGAGAAUUUGAGAGCAAUCCAAGAGAAAGAAGGCCAGCUCCAGCAGGAGGCAGCAGCAGAAUACGAGGUGAAGUUGAAAAGUCUGACUGUGGAAGUGCAGGAGUUGGUGAAGAACUAUGUGAAAGAAGUCUUUCGUGAUGGGCCGGUGAUUCAGAAAGAAGCAGUUCUGAGCAUUCCCGUGGAAGAACAAGGCUCUAUAAAGCAACUGGAAGAGAAGAUCCCAGGGGCAGUGGUGUCAAGGCUGGCAGCAGCUACAGCUGAGCCUCCAGGAGCAGAAACAGACAUCAAUAUUGAGGAAAGCAUUCUGUGAGCAAUGCUUCCUUUGUUCCACUUACGGAAUGUUUAUGGACAUAUGUAAUGAAGUUAAAGACCAGCUUGACAAACUACUUUUUCUUUCCAUUCUGGGUAACUCCUGAAAUCCUUCAGGAAUUUUACUACUUUGUUAUUCUAGGUAUUGGAAAUAGUCUGAGGAGCUCACCUACAGCGAGCACUUCACUCUCCGUAGCACUAUAGUGUGUUUCAUCAGUGGGGCUGAAGACAAGCUGGUUGUUGGCACUGACAACAGCAUAUUUUGGCCUGGGUUCAGUUGUCAGUUUUCAGAGCAAGAUCCCUCAUUGUCCAUUAUGCACUUGUUCACACCAUAGCAAUCUCAGAAGUAGAUCCCUCUGAACAAAAUAUAACUCUCCAACUGUCCACUGUUGAUGCUCCAACCAGCUGAGAGCCAGCCUGGAAAAAAGCCUCAGAAAUGCACGUGAAUGGAAACGGCAGAGGCUCAGGAGAAACUGUUGCUCCCUAAAGUGCUCUUCCACCUGGCAACAGUACCUGCUAACAGGUAACUACCUAUUACAGCCCCUGUUUGUAGGAGGAAAGGUCAGUUUAAAUCUCCUAUCUUUUUGUUUCUUAGCAUUCCACUUCCUUGCACAACCAGUAUGGGCUUUUCAGUUGUUUUCCACCCCGGGGGCUGAUUCUCACUCCCUAUUUUGACUUUACCACUUUGGUGUGUCUUCAGGCAAGUUCUUAGAUCUGAAUCCAGUAUCUCCUAAGACCCUUCCAGUCUUCAGCAGACUCGUUGGACAAUUAUAAGGUACACUAUGAGGAGCCUAAGAGCCUUAGCACGGGUUCCUGCUAUCACAAACACACUUGCAGAUUCUCUACUACCAUAAUUAGAUGCUGUACAGAGCAUCACUGCAACUUUUGCCCAUGAAGCUAAACUAUCUCCAAGCUACAUAGUAUAGAAAUCUUUACAAAUAUCUCUAAGCUGCUUGAAAAUAAUUAUGUUGCUCAAAUGAAGAGCCAGACAGUUAUAUAUUGCCCAUAAGAGUAUCUCACACAGAAAGCUCAGCACAGAAAACACAUUGCAUCCAUUCAGUAGCAGAAAGAACAGCAGAUCUCUGAAGCUUCCUUUGCCUGCUGCCAUCCCUCUUAAAGAAUGAGAACAGUGGGUUCAACAGUGAUGAGGAGAAUCUGCUCCUGGGAAAGCCCAACUCCUCAAAUAAUUCACAUGCUCUUUGGGACCUGCAGUGUAAGACAACACUACUUCUGUGUGAAGGUGCGGUGCUCACACCUUUCUCCAAAGCUUCACUCACUUCCCAUUUCUCCAUGAGUUACAACCACUCUGACUGAUAACAAUUCUCUCCCUUUGUUGACAUAACAAAUAAGUCUUGUUCCACAGCCUCACUGAAGGAAAUCUGCCCAGCAGCACAACUUGAAAGAUGAAUGGUUCUCAGCCUCUUUUAGCCAUAGCAGGCACCUGCUGCUGUCUGUUUUCACUCAUACAAAACCUUUCCAGCAGAGGGUCAGGUUCCCAAUGAUUUGGCUUUGUCUUGCAGCAGAAAAAAGGGCACAUUCCUCUUAGCCAUCUUUACACUUUCUAGGACAACAAAGCCUUAUGUUGUGAAUGCAGAACUUACAUCACAGCCCCCUGCCUCCAUGUAUACUUUCUCUCACCUGUGUUAUGAUUUUGUGCUCUGAACAGCGAGUUCUCACUCAUCCAGAAGGAAGGAACUGGCAACAUAUGGCCCAACUCCUUUCCUAGCACUGUGUAAGACAGAGCUUGCUAAUGGAUCCUAAAAAAGCAAGAAAUAACAGCAAUAAUUCAGUACAGAACAGAAACACGCUGGCCUUCCAUCAAAUCCUGUAUGCCUUAACACCAGCCCCUUGCUUUAAUGCACCCAUUUGGGCAGCCAUGCCACCGCAGAGCUGCAGAGGGUAGAGUAUCAUUAAACCCAGCCAACAUGCAAGAA
Molecule: messenger RNA, 7792 nt
Organism: Coturnix japonica (Japanese quail)
Lineage: Eukaryota; Metazoa; Chordata; Aves; Galliformes; Phasianidae
Source: RefSeq, a predicted model, not a curated record